Messenger RNA from Nicotiana tabacum (common tobacco), 1080 nucleotides. RefSeq lists its product as uncharacterized. Gene Ontology annotation, biological process: lipid metabolic process. NCBI's taxonomy places the organism in Eukaryota, Viridiplantae, Streptophyta, Magnoliopsida, Solanales, Solanaceae. The record is from RefSeq and is a predicted model, not a curated record.
ACAAGACAAAAGAACAAUAAUUCGGACAGCUUCCUAUAAAAGAGGAAAAAGAGCCAUUGCUUGAAGGAAUAGCUUCGUCUUGCCAUUCUCUCUAUUUGUCAGUACAACUCCAAAACUCAAAUCUUCUUUACAGCAUGGAUUUUAGGGUCUGCCUGUGUCUUUUCAUACUUGGUUCUAGCUGGUGCUGUACUGCUAGAGAAUUAUCAGCGCGUAACCACCUUAUUACUGAAACUGAAUAUAUUUCUGUACUGCAGAUAAAUAACCUAGAGGUGCCGAGACAAGUUCAACCUCCGGAAGAAGUCGGAGGAAAUGAACAGUUGUGCACAUUGUGUGAAGAAUAUACUGCCAAGGCACUAAAGUACAUGGCUAAUUAUAAGACCCAAACAGAGAUCAUUGACCAUCUUCAUGAGUCCUGUUUGAAGAUGUCAUUUUACAAGCAGGAGUGCGUCGUACUUGUGGAUUAUUAUGCUCCUCUCUUCUUCUCUGAGAUCAACAAAAUAAGACCUGAAGACUUUUGCGAAAAGUUUGAUCUCUGUGAACGAGUGGUUACCGUUUCUCAGGUGCUUUCUGGACAGAGCUGUGAUUUAUGCCACCAAGUAGUUACAGAGGCCGAAUCUAAGUUGAAAGAUCCCGACACCCAGUUGGAAAUACUUGAGCUGCUCUUGAAGGCAUGUGAAGCUGUCAAACUCAAACCUUAUGCCAGAAAGUGCAAGAAACUGAUCUUUGAAUAUGCGCCAGUGAUUCUCGUAAAUGCUGAACAGUUUCUGGAAAAAAAUGACGUAUGUGCUAUUCUUCAUGAUUGUGAGCCUGCAGCAGAUAAAGAGCUACAAGCAUCACCAAAGAUGCAAGCUUCAUUGCAUUCGGCCUCUUAAAGAAUUCAGAGUUUUUAGAUUUGGUUGGGGACGUACGUAUUGUUGUAUGUAAAGUGUAAACGAUUAAACACCAUCAUCAAGUUUCUGAAAUGUUGUGUAUAGCGUGAUAGGUUGAGACUCAAACUUCAUUUACAGUUAUUUAUGCAGGAGUAAAUAUAUAUGUCUAAGUUUCCAAGUUACAGCUUUAACAGAGAUGGGGUUCUAUAUA